Molecule: messenger RNA, 1792 nt
Organism: Neurospora tetrasperma FGSC 2508
Lineage: Eukaryota; Fungi; Ascomycota; Sordariomycetes; Sordariales; Sordariaceae
Exons: 7
Coding region: 105-1358 (417 amino acids)
Molecular function (GO): nucleic acid binding
Source: RefSeq, a predicted model, not a curated record
UCCGUUUCCUUUUCUAUCUGACGUGCCCCUCGCAUGCCCACCCAAAACAUCAAACUCACAAACCUCCAGCUUUUCAUAUUUCUCCGCGCCGUGCGUCCAACAUCAUGGAGUCACAUAUCACCAUUGAUCGGGCAUAUUAUGAAGUCCUGGUGCGAAGGGCCCAGUUUAAUUCCGAAGCUUUUAAUCGAAACCACGGCCAGGGUGUCACUCUCCCGCAGGCCGAAUAUGACAAUCUCAACCUCAUUGCCCGGCAGUAUGAGAACCUGAAGCGCAACUUGAUGCGCGGUGGAGUGGUUGAGGAGACUAUUGAUCUUCUCAGUCAAGAUGACGCUACCAUCCAAGACGGACUUGUUCCGGAGACAUCGCAGCACCAGCGUGAGGCGACGCACAAAAGUGCUACCGAUGUAGGCACGGCACCCACUCAAACAUCCCCUCCCGGCCUCGACAAACCGAGAACAUUUAGACCCAGACCUCAACAUGACGAGCGCCACAACAGCUACAGCGGCUAUAGUGGUCAUAACGAGGGUUAUCACUAUGGAGGCCGAGGUGCUUGGGCAGAGGUUGAUGAAGUUGAGCCCGAUGAUGAGGACUCAUUCUGCGACGAAGUCUAUUCCCCAGACGGCCCUAGUGUCCCCGAGGGAGUGAGCGAAGUCAAGCCACAGAUGAAGAAGCAGCAAUUCAACCGACAGUGCACCAGAACUGUGCAGCUCUACAACCUAUCCGAGAGCACUACCCACGCAGACAUUACGAACGCUGUCCGAGGCGGUAUGCUGUUGGAUGUGUUUUUGCGCGCCCAUGAUCGGUAUGCUACCGUAUCAUUUCUUCACGCUGCAGACGCUAGGAAGUUCUUUGAACACGUCCGGAAGAACGAUCUUUACAUCAAGAACAAGCGAGUUGACAUCAAGUGGUGUGACCGCCAAUUCGUACUGCCAGGCCAUAUCGCUGGAAAGAUAGCCCAGGGAGCCACCCGAAAUCUGGUCAUUCGCCGGUGCGGUCCCAAAGUCAGCGAAGAAGGUAUUCGGGAGGAUCUUGACCAUAUUCACAACCUUGCUGUUAUCAAAAUCGAACUCACGGGCGGAAACUGUUAUAUCAGUCUGAACGCUGUACACAUGGCCGUCUACGCCAAAACGUGCAUGAUGAGUCGUCUGAAGUACAAGACCUUCAGGAUUGACUGGGACGUCGAUGAGUGUGCCCAGCCCUAUGACCCACUGCCCGCUCCAAAGCAACCUAAGGAGGUCAACUUGCCAAAGCCUGCUGCGCCUGCAAACCGCUUCCAGCUCCUAAACUUGGACGAUGAUGGCGAGGACGAGAUUGCUGCAGCAUUUCAGUCCAAGAAAAGGGUUGGCAUUGCUGUGUAGGACCGAGAACAUGGAUCUCAUCAUGCCUAUCGAAUGAAGAGAAGACAACUUAACGAAGGCGUCACCAAAGAACGAAGUUCUGUACGACCAUUGCCGGUAAGCGUAGAAUGCCUACCUUCAGUACACGAGACCAUGUUUGAGGAUAUACGUAGGACGGCUCAUAGGGGGCACCAUAUUACUCCGUUUUGUCAUUCUAGUAUUAGAAGUCUAGGCCUUCUGAAACAACUCAGAACCCCACGUACAUGAUGCGGGUUAGAAACACAGGAGGCAGCAGAUAUUCCACGCCGUCCUCACCGGUUGUAUCUAAUAAUUAUGGGCGAAGAAAGGAAGAUGAUGAGGCGGCAUAAGGCGGACGAGGCACAAGGCACCCGGGAAACAUGUGCACAUUUCAUCCCUCGUCUAGGUAGACUUGCAAUUAGGCUCCGUUUAACUUC